GGUUUUCAGAUUUGCACUACAUCAGCUUAAUCAGAACGUCGUAGUUGAGCGGCGUACUAAGAAGUCAUCAUAAGUGCAAAUUUCUUUUUUAAAAUUAAAAGAAAUGCAAGGACUUCAAAUAUUAUUGCUUCUUAGCAUCGCUCCGUGCCGAACUUUUAUAAGUGUGGUGUCCGCGACUAACUGCACCGUCGCGAAUGGCCAGUGGAAGUGUCUGGAUGGUGAUUGCAUCUCAAUAAAUGCGCUCUGUGAUGGUGUAGUCAAUUGUGCAGAUUCUUCAGAUGAGAAUAGUGAGAUGUGUCGCAAACGACUUGAGGAAGUACCUCCUGGUGAAAGUGACGGCAAUACAAAUCAACUUAAUUGUGCUGGUUGGGACCAAAUGAAGUGCUGGUCAGGUUUUUGUAUUAGUGUAGACGGUAAAUGCAAUGGCAUACGCGAUUGUGACGAUGGCAGCGAUGAAACCGCUCGGUUAUGCAAAGCGAUGACCUGUACGGAAAAAGAAUUUAAAUGUGAUUAUGGUGCAUGCGUACCGCUGAAUGCUGUUUGUAAUGGAAAAGUGGAGUGUUGGGAUGAGACCGAUGAAAACCCAGAGUUGUGUGAAACAAAUAGAGUUGCUGCAGGAGCGGUCCCAACAACAUUAAGACCGCCGACAAUUCCUAAUGCUAAACAUGUAUCAACGAGCAGAAUAAGUACAACCACAACAACUAUUAUACCUAUUCUUGAAAUGCCCAUCGAAGUCGAAGACAGUAACAUAGAUAUAAUCGAUACUACAACCAAUAAAGACCAAUUCGCUUCCGAAUCAAUAACGAGUCAACCAGAACCUAUAACAACUACAAUUAAAAAUUUCACCAACGGUUUGUAUAAUGUACAGCAAAAAGCACAGAAAGUUUACGAAAACUCAACUAAUACAAACAACAUCUCGAAUCACAUAGUCGAUAAUACUCAGGAAGCCAAAGUAGGAAUGAAUAGGCCGAAUAUCCCACUGCACCUGAAUACAACAGCUGCUGAAAUAGAAGCAGGUUUAAGUCACGAUAAAUAUCUAGAAGAAAUAUCUCAGGGCGUAAGUAAUGCUAGACGUCUACCGCGAAUAGCGGGAAAUGAAAAAGCGGGUCCCAAAAGCAACACAUCUGAACCUAUAUUUACGACUACGGACGUUAGCAUUCCACUAUCACAAACGUAUCAAGCACAGAUUCCUAACACAACUAAUUACAAUGGUAAUCCAGCUAAGCGCCCAACACAUAUCGAUAAACAGGUCUCUUACACAUCAAAAUCCGGGCCAUCUACGCCACCAAAAUUCGACACCGUAUCUACCACCUUACAAACUACACCUCUCCCUACAACUUUGCUCAGACCUGGUGCAGCCGCCAAAAGUAAGUGUAAUUUUGGCGAAUGCGCUCUUCCGCUAAUUUGUGAAAUUUCGAACCCCAACUCGACACAUUUAAGUAACACCAAUCGGCGCAUAUCUGCUGAAGAAGGUUCCCAUAUAACAUUUAGUUGCAUCAAAGGGUAUGAGUUAGUAGGUGCGAAACGCAUAAUCUGUACUGAGCGUGGAUGGAUUCAUAAUAAGCCAAAAUGCGCGAUUGCUUGUGAAGUGGACUUUUUAGCUCAAUGCGCAUCACAAGUCGGAUGUUUAUAUAAAAGACGAAAUUCGAACUCACAAAUUUUCAUAACACCGACUUUUACGGAGAGUAAAGUGGAGAAACACACUGAAAUUGAUUUUAUAUGCAGAAAAGGUUAUGUGUUGGAAGGUUCCAGAAGCAGAAUAUGUACGGAGAGUGGUUGGGCACAGCCCUUGCCCCAAUGCAUUUCUCUUUCAGUUGAACAAGGAAGGCCGGGAUUUGAUAUAAGGAGGUUAUUUGAAUAUGUCAUUGAGCGAUUGAUAGGGAAGCAAUAAAAUAAGUUAACUACAUUGUUUUCACUACAAAGUAGAACCGAUCGGCCAAUAAUAUCAAGCGUAGGUCUAUCUAUUGGUUAACUAACAAUUAUACAUAUAGCAUAUUCUGCUAUGGACCAGAUUUAUCAAAAGGAAGUCUGCAAUUUUUAAGAAAACAUUUUCAAAUAAAAAAUACAUAUAUUUAAA
Molecule: messenger RNA, 2077 nt
Organism: Anastrepha ludens (Mexican fruit fly)
Lineage: Eukaryota; Metazoa; Arthropoda; Insecta; Diptera; Tephritidae
Exons: 5
Coding region: 104-1891 (595 amino acids)
Cellular component (GO): plasma membrane
Molecular function (GO): protein binding
Source: RefSeq, a predicted model, not a curated record